Gossypium arboreum is the source of this 2199-nucleotide messenger RNA. RefSeq lists its product as uncharacterized. Gene Ontology annotation, molecular function: protein binding. The coding region runs from base 407 to 1810 and encodes 467 amino acids. The record is from RefSeq and is a predicted model, not a curated record. Gene Ontology annotation, cellular component: cytoplasm; Cul4-RING E3 ubiquitin ligase complex. Lineage: Eukaryota; Viridiplantae; Streptophyta; Magnoliopsida; Malvales; Malvaceae. The transcript has 6 exons.
AAAGAAAAAUAUGAAGAAAAAAAAAAUGGGGGGGAGAAAGAUGGCUCAUGAUAAUCAGGGUUUAUGCUGAUGUAAACCUUGAAUGCCUCUUUGUAGCAAAAACUUUGACCUUCUUUGAUAAUGGCAACGCGUCGGAAUUAUAAUCGAACAACCCUUCACAACGUGAAACGCUUCCGUUUUGCUUACCAUUUGGCGUACGUGCAAUGCAAUCCUGUACACUGUACAUUAACGAAAACUCAUAUAAAAAGGGCAGAGAUGACGCCUUUUACAAGUAUUUCACUAUUUCCACAUUUUCAUCACCAAAAUUUUUUUUAGAAAUUAAAAACUUGUCUGGGUUUCCAAUUUGCAAAUCAAAUUUCGAUUGAAUCAGACACAAUUUCUUUUUUCAAUUUAAUUCAAUUUUAUAAUGAAGAACAAAAGGGCGAGAACGAGUGUGGACAAGGCGGUGGUUGAUGUUUGGCAACGGGAAGUUGGGGAACUCUCCACUAGGAAUUUCGCCCACCGGCUUGCCGCUUCUGAGGAUCUUGUGCUCCGACUCGAGAUUUACAAGAAACUCGAAAAGCACCGAGGUUGUGUGAACACUGUGAGCUUUAAUGCUGAUGGUAACAUUUUAGUUUCUGGCUCUGAUGAUAAGAGGGUUAUACUAUGGGAUUGGGAAACUGGGAAUGCUAAGCUUACUUUCCAGUCAGGCCAUGUCAACAAUGUUUUCCAAGCAAAAAUCAUGCCUUACUCUGAUGAUCGCAGCUUGGUUACCUGUGCUGCUGAUGGCCAGGUUCGACAUGCUCAAAUUUUGGAACGUGGUGCUGAAACUAAACUGCUGGCCAAACAUCAGGGACGAGCUCAUAAAUUGGCCAUUGAACCAGGGAGCCCUUAUAUAUUUUACACUUGUGGUGAAGAUGGAUUAGUGCAGCAUAUUGAUCUUAGAACUGCAGCAUCUACCGAACUUUUCACAUGCUGCCCAAUCGAUGAUAGCAGGGCUUACAUGCCAUUUAUCCAUCUCAAUGCUAUCACUAUUGAUCCAAGGAACCCAAAUCUCUUUGCAGUUGCAGGAUCAGAUGAAUAUACUCGCCUUUACGAUAUUCGCAAGUAUAAAUGGGAUGGCUCAACUGAUUUUGGUCAACCUACAGAUUAUUUUUGCCCCGCUCAUUUGAUUGGUGAUGAUCAGGUUGGAAUAACAGGCUUGGCCUUUUCUGAUCAGAGUGAGCUUCUUGUCUCCUACAAUGAUGAGUUCAUUUAUCUCUUCACACGGGAUAUGGGACUGGGGCCUAAUCCAAUCCCGUCAUCUCCAUUAUCUGCAUGUAACAAAGCAAGUGAUAUCGGUCUCGAUCACUCAGCUAUGGAUGCUAAUGAAAAAGCUAUUCCUCAAGUUUAUAAGGGACAUAGAAAUUGCGAGACGGUGAAAGGUGUGAAUUUCUUUGGACCUAAAGCUGAUUAUGUGGUUAGUGGAUCCGACUGUGGUCGUAUUUUUAUUUGGAAGAAGAAAGGUGGAGAGCUCAUUCGUGUUAUGGAAGCAGAUAAGGAUGUGGUAAACUGUAUCGAGUCUCAUCCUCAUACCACGGUUCUUGCUAGCAGUGGAAUAGAGUCUGAUAUCAAGAUAUGGACUCCAAAAGCUAUCGAUAAACCUACUCUUCCGGCAAAUGUUGAACAGCAAUAUCCAUUCAAAAGAUCUAUGACAAGCAAAGGAGCUGAUCUCUCAGCCAUUACUAUGUCUAUGCAAAUGGCUUUGAAACAAGCUCUCUUCUCGUUUCUUGUCUCUUGCUGCAUUCAACAAAGUUCAAACCGAAACCUAAGGGCUGGAUGUACCGAUUAACCACGCCUCAAGACCUGAUGUUGCACUUAUUUUCGCUGCAAAGGCGAGAGGCUAGCCCGGAACGGAACGGAGAAAACUCGUCAGCAGCAAGCCGAGAACUUCUAGAACUUAUAUUGACAUUCAAUGCCAAUAGUGAUGCUUCUUCUGAUGGAGGUAAUGCCUCUGGUCCCGAAGACUUGUUUAGUUAAAUGAUCGUAUGCAUUCAUGCUAUGGCAAGUAACCAUGCUUAGUAAUUGUACAUAAACAUAGGGGCUUUAAACAAGUGGGGUUUCACAAAUAUUUAUACCCACUCAUUAUAUUGAAGUUUCUCUCUUUUGUUCUUUAAGAUGUUUUUUCAUGGAACAAAAUCAUUAUGGCUUAUGUAAAUGCCUUCCAUGGAUUUGGGAGAA